This is a messenger RNA of Durusdinium trenchii, 1088 nucleotides long. The record is from the annotation of a GenBank genome assembly. Lineage: Eukaryota; Dinophyceae; Suessiales; Symbiodiniaceae.
UUUGCCUAAUUCCAGGGUCUGUCGGGUCCCUGAUCGUCCAUUGAUUAUUUGGGCUCAAGCGCGGUUUUUUGUUUCAUCCCGCGCAGAAAAGAAAACCGCCCUCUCCGCUGGCUUGCCGGCAAGUGGAGGCAGGGCCAUGGGCGACAAGGCGGCGCUGGCCGCGCUGGGCAUCGCCGAGGCGCCGCCCAAGGCGGCGCCGCCCGAGCCCAGCGGGCCGCACUUCACCUCGGCGGCCGAGGACCUCAUGAAGAGUGUGGCAGAACUCUUAAAGCGGAAGAGGUUACGGGCCAGCGACCUCUUUAAGAAGAUCGAUUCCUCUGGCGACGGCAACGUCACCGGGGAGGAGCUCCGGAUGGGCCUCCAUGACCUGGGCUUCAAGCUCUCGGACGCCGACCUGGCCUCGAUCAUGGCCGUGAUCGACAAGGACGGUGGAGGAGAGGUCUCGGUGAAGGAGUUCGAUCGUGCCAUGCGGGCGGCGGAGAAGUUGCCCUCCAAGAAGGAGAAGCACGAAUUGUCCAAAGGGAUCCCAGCCAAGAAGGCGGGCAUCACUGAGGAAGAGAAAGAGGAGUUCCGACAGAUCUUUUGCUUGUUCAAGCAGUUGACCCAGGCCCGCUCCGCGGCGGGCGCGGACGAGAAUGUGGCGCUCACCGCGUGGAAUGAAACGGGCCACAUUGGUGCCGAUGAUCUGGAGACGCUGCUAGAGGCGGUUGGCUUGAAGUUGAGUCCCUUGCAGAUGGAAGCGAUGAUCGGCGAGAUCGAUGUGGACGGCAAUGGGGAAAUCGACUUUGGAGAGUUCUGCAACUCAAUGGCUCGGCGGAUGAGCUCGCGGCUCGGCAGCGAUGAGUUAGCAGCGCUGGUCGCAGGGUUGUUGGGAGACGAUCGAUCAAGUGUCAGGACCUACAUGCACGCCGAGGUCUCCGAUUCUCAAGUAGAAGAGCUCCUGCAGCACUACAAGGAGUGCUUCGUUUCGACCCCGGAGAGUGAAUGGGAGUUCUUCAAGUACAAAGACUAUAUCGACCUGAUGUCCCCGUUGGCCGAUCGCCAGCCCAGCAAAUGAGCGGCAGUGUUUUUGCUGGUGCAUGACAUGG